Messenger RNA from Penicillium riverlandense, 231 nucleotides. RefSeq lists its product as uncharacterized. The record is from RefSeq and is a predicted model, not a curated record. Bases 1 to 231 code for a protein of 76 amino acids. The transcript has a single exon. NCBI's taxonomy places the organism in Eukaryota, Fungi, Ascomycota, Eurotiomycetes, Eurotiales, Aspergillaceae.
AUGAUCCGCAAGCUGGUCGCCCAGUACUUCCAGCUCGUGGAUCCCUCGGAUCUGGCGCUUCCGGAUGGCCCGGUCCUCGUGCGGCCCGAUGUGCAGACUGCGCUGUACGAGCGCAUGUUCGCGGAAUCCGUGUUCCCACUGCCACCGGCCAACUACCGUGCGCGCGUGCUGAAGUUGAUUCUGGCGCGCAUUGAGGCGUCAAUCCAGGAUCCGGAGGAGGAUGUAGGUUGA